CUUCCAAACAGAAGAACAAUAACUAACCUCACCAAUUCCCGAUUUACCCUCAAAACCAAUGUCUCUCUAUUCUCAAGCCCACAUUUGCCAAUGCCUGACACGAUUAUCAACUCUCCGUCGAAAUUCCACCGUCACCAUCACCGGUGACCGGCAGUUAACCGGCAAGCAGUUCGUUCAAAACGUGUUAGCUCUAGCUAAUGGACUACAUAAACUCGGAUUAAGAAAUGGUGACAUUGUAGCCAUUUGUUCUUUUAACAGUGAUUUGUAUUUGGAGUGGUUACUUGCUGUUGCAUUUAUUGGUGGUAUUGCUGCUCCUUUGAACUAUAGAUGGAGUUUCGAAGAGGCGAAAUCAGCGAUGUUGAGUGUGCAGCCAAUGAUGUUAGUGACUGAUGAGAGCUGUGAUUGGUGGCAUUCAGAUCUUCAGAAUCAUGCUUUAUUACCUUAUUUAAAGUGGCAUGUUUUCUUGGAUUCCUUUGAAACUAACGUAUUAACUACGGAUAUGAUUCGAACUGAUGGUUUGAGAUUGCUGCAGUUGAAUUAUUCUUGGGCACCUGAGGGUGCUGUCUUGAUAUGCUUCACUUCUGGAACUACUGGAAGACCGAAAGGAGUUGUUAUAAGCCAUUCAGCUUUGAUCAUGCAAUCCUUGGCAAAAGUUGCUAUUGUUGGUUACUCUGAGGAUGAUGUCUACUUGCAUACUGCUCCAUUGUGCCAUAUUGGCGGAUUGUCAUCGGCUAUGGCUAUGCUAAUGGUUGGAGCUUGUCAUGUGUUAAUGCCCAAGUUUGAAGCUUCAUUAGCUUUAGAUGCUAUAGAGCAACACAAAGUGACUUCUCUAAUCACUGUUCCUGCGAUGAUGGGUGAUUUGAUUUCUUUAUCCAGGAAAAAGCAGACUUCAGAAGGAAGACAAACUUUGAAGAAAAUUCUAAAUGGAGGUGGGAGUCUAUCAGUUGGGCUUAUCAAAGAUGCCAGUAAAUGCUUCCCAAAAGCUAAGCUUCUGUCAGCUUAUGGAAUGACGGAGAGCUGUUCUUCUCUUACCUUCAUGACUCUCUAUGACCCUGCACUUCAAAACCUAGAUCAGCCCUCACAGGAGUAUGAUAAACUAGAAUCCAAUUUACUUAACCAACCCCAAGGUGUUUGUGUUGGCAAGCCUGCACCUCAUGUGGAGCUGAAGAUAAGCUCUGAAGGCUCUUCUAACACUGGGAGAAUUUUAACCAGAGGUCCACAUGUAAUGCUUAGAUACUGGAAUCAAAAUCCAUCAAAGGCUAGUGGUUCCACUGAUGAAGUAUGGCUUGAUACGGGCGACAUUGGCUCAAUUGAUGACUCUGGUAAUCUCUGGCUCAUUGGACGUACAAAUAAUCGCAUCAAGAGUGGCGGGGAGAAUGUUCAUCCUGAAGAGGUGGAAGCAAUCCUGCUGCAACAUCCAGCAAUUGUUGCUGCCAUUGUUCUAGGAGUUCCAGAUGCUCGUAUGACCGAAAUGGUUGUUGCUUGCAUUAGAUUGAAACAAGGUUGGCAGUGGCGCCGCGAUAUAUGUGAACCUCUUGCUGAAACGGAGCUACUCUUAUGUAGUGAGAUUCUCCAGAAGUACUGCAGAGAAAAGAACUUGUCCGGGUUUAAAAUACCAAAAAGUUUCAUAAUAUGGAAGAAGCCAUUUCCAUUAACAACAACUGGAAAGAUAAGAAGAGAUCAAAUUCGAAAAGAAGUUAGAUCUCAUCUUCAAUUAUUGCCCUCUAGCCUUUGAGUUUUGGACUAAUCAAUAGCAGCAAAUGUCAUCAUUUAUCAAUUAUCAUAGCUGGAGAAAAUUGUCACUAUUUAUCUGUCCGUGUAGCACGGGAAUGGAAAAUAUCCGAAUAAUAUUCUUUACACAAAAAGUUGUAAAUACUGAGUUUGAAGUUUGAGAAGCAAAAAAGAGAUGCUGAAAUGUAAGCCUUGAAAAGAAUUAAUGUAACAAGUUUCUUACUGUUGUA
Messenger RNA from Mercurialis annua (annual mercury), 1961 nucleotides. RefSeq names its product 2-succinylbenzoate--CoA ligase, chloroplastic/peroxisomal. Lineage: Eukaryota; Viridiplantae; Streptophyta; Magnoliopsida; Malpighiales; Euphorbiaceae. The record is from RefSeq and is a predicted model, not a curated record. Gene Ontology annotation, biological process: fatty acid metabolic process. The transcript has 10 exons. Bases 59 to 1735 code for a protein of 558 amino acids. Gene Ontology annotation, molecular function: medium-chain fatty acid-CoA ligase activity.